CCCACACCCUCUCCAAAUUUUCAAAACCCCAAAAUGCUCUCCGUGUCGUUCCCCAUUCCCCACACCCCAAAAUCCCUUCUCGCUCGCCGCCGGCGAUGGAGGCGGCGGCGGCGGCAGCCAAGAAGCGGAGGUUUGGUCGGUCCACGGGCAAGGGAUCGCUGGGUAGUGACGGCCUCGACCACAUCAGCUGCCUCCCCGAAGCCAUCCUCGGUGAGAUCAUCUCCCUCCUCCCCACCAAGGACGCCGCCCGCACGCAGGCCGUCUCCCGCCGGUGGCGCCCGCUCUGGCGCUCCACGCCCCUCAACCUCGACGUCGACUCGCUUUCCACCCAGGAGCGCAAGCGCACCAUGUUCGUCUCCAGGAUCCUCGCCUCCCACCCUGGCCCCGCUCGCCGCUUGUCCCUCCCCUUCUUCCGCCUCCGCGACCGGUACGCCAAGCUGGACGGAUGGCUCCGCUCCCCCGCCCUCGCCGACCUCCAGGAGCUCGACUUCAGCUACGACAUCGAGGACGAGGAGGCGCUCUACCCGCUGCCGCCGUCCGCGCUGCGGUUCGCUCCCACCCUCCGCGUCGUCGAACUCCGCACAUGCCAUUUCCCCAACGGAAUGGCACCGGCGCUGCAUUUCCCACGCCUGGCGCGGCUCACGCUGUACCGCGUCACCAUCUCGGAGGACACCCUCCAUGGCUUGCUCUCACGCUGCUCUGCAUUGGAGAGCCUUUUGCUGGUGGGGAAUUUCGGCAUUCGUCGCCUUCGCAUCAACUCCCCAUUUCUCAGGAGCUUAGGCUUCUCUGCUUCUUCUUGGGAAGGAUAUCGUGAUGCCAACUUCCAGGAGGUGGUCAUCGAGGACGCUCCAUGCCUCGAGAGGCUGAUGCCACUUUAUCCCAAUCAUGGUCCGGCGACCAUUCGGGUGAUCGCGGCGCCUAAACUGGAGGUACUAGGUGUGCUCUCUGAUGGCAUAUCUCAACUCCACCUUGGAACAACAUUUUUUCAGAAAAUGAUUGCUGUCAACCUGACAACCUCGAUUCGAACGGUGAAGGUUUUGGUUCUUGAUUCAAAUGGCCCUAAUCUGGAUGUAGUUGUUGACUUCCUCAAAUGCUUCCCCUGCUUGGAGAGGCUGUAUGUUGUAUCUCGCCCACAUAAGGUUAUCAAGAAUAUAAGGAGCUAUGACCCACUACAUCCAAUAGAAUGCAUGGAGCUCCAUCUCAGAAAAGUGGUAAUAAGAUAUUAUGAAGGCAAGAGGCCAGAUGUUGACUUUGCCAAGUUCUUUGUUCUGAAUGCAAAAGUGCUAAGAGAAAUGGAUUUCUGUAGCCCUAGCAAUCGCAAUCUGAAAUGGCAGGAUAACCAACACAGGCGCCUUUCAUUGGAAAAUAAGGCUUCUCAAGUUGCUCAAUUUACAUUUAAAACUACCUCUAGGACUAGGAAUGAGUUGACUAGGAACAGGCAUACACAUGAAUUGUCAAUGUCUGAUCCUUUUGAUUUCUCUUCAUGUCUAUGCUCUUCAUGUCGAUUCUUCUUCCAGUUAUGAUGUGCUUACAGAUGUCUUAUAUCCUGUUCAAAUACUAGCAUAUUUUGUACCUGCUCUUAUUUGUAUCUUAAAGUUUCUUUGCAAAUAUUUAAUGUCGGACUGUGUUUGCAUGUUAUCAAAUUAUCGACUUACCUAUAUUUAAAGCUUCAACCUGGUAUGUUUCUACAACUAAUACAUUCCCUGACUAUGGAAGUCCUAUUUUCUCAUGUUUAUAUUAUUACCACCCUUGCAUUGUUCGUUACUUUUCGUCUACUGAAAUAAAUUAAAACCAUAUGUACCAUUAAGCUGUAUGUGGAAAAUAGUUUGGCGGAUAUAGAGUUGCUUGACCAUCAUUUUCAGAUGUACUUAAUGCACACAAAUCUAUUUGAAUUAUUCUAGUGUUAAUGUCAUUCAUGGAUGCUUUUCGGUUUUACAGAUUACCAACCUGAUUUCGUGUCUGAACUGAUUAAUAAGCAUAAGAUCAAAUAAAUGGUUAUUGAUGUAUUUAUAUUAUUUUGAUUUGAUGCUUACAGAAGGUCAAAAUACCUUAGAUGCUUGGAGAAGGUAAACCUGUAGUUUAAUCCAUCCUUGUUUAGACACCAUUUUAAGGCUUUCUAGAAUGAGGAAAACAUGGCACUACUUUCUUGCAAUCUGUGUUGUGAUGUAUUUGUAUGAUCGCCUGCACAAUGGGUGUUUGAUAUUUGACAAGUGACAACUAAGUUGGUGUAGUAUGGGAAUUAGUGUUAGUAUACAGUUUCGGAGUUAGAAAAGGCAGCACUAAUUUUUCCUUCUAGCUUUUAAAACAAUUUUCAUGUAAUAUGACUGAACAACAUUCUUGCAAUAUGACUAGUAAUACCAACUUCCUAGGGCCAGUUUGGGGAGCUUAAAAUUCUGAGAAGCAGCUGCUGAGAAGCUAGCUGGUGAGAAUCUUCUGUCUUCUAGUUCAUUUUUCAGAUUCUACAACUACAGAUUCUCCGAAUUUGGGUAAAAAGCUGGAUUGUUUGGGGGGAGCUUCUAGCAACUGAAGAUUCUAGGAGAAGCUGCAGCUGCUAGAAGCUCCCCCAAACAGGCUCUUAGUUACUUUUGUGAAAAAAUGGUACCAUGGUGUACGACUGCCUUCAGUAGUUCGAUGGAAACAAUAUCUUUUAUGUUCUUUAAACCGUGCAGUGCAGUAUGUUGUGCGAAAAAUCGCUAAUUCUUUUUCUUCGUGUUUUUCAAACUCACUGCUAGAAAAAGCAUUUUUUUGAUGUGGGGGUAUUUUUUUCGCAGGCGGCGCAGGCGGACAUGACCUUUGGAAUCAAAUGACCGCCUAUAAAAAUAUAAAUUGUGGUGAAGUUCGCUGUCCGUCUGCGAAAAUCUAUUUUCGCAGGCGGACCACUUAAGCUACGCCUGCAAAAAUCAUUUUCGCAGGCGGAUCACUUAAGCGGUCCGCCUGCAAAAAUUGUACCUACCAAAAAAAUGCAUAUCCUUAUCUCCUCCCACCCCUUCCCACCACUCAUUUUUCUCUCUCCCUCAACACUUCUCUCACCGUCCUCUCCCCUCCCCUCACCUCUCCUCCUCAACCCGGCCGCCGGCCGAAGGUGGCGGUGGCAACGUGUGCUCCCGGCGGCGGUGGUGGCGGUGGCAACGGCGGGCGAUGGCGGCGGAGGGCGGCAGCGGCGAGGAGGGUUGAGGCGGUGUAGCUCCAAGCCCCUCCCUCCUAGAUCUGGCCGGAGGGGGGCGGUGGGAGCGGUGGUCGGCGGCUCCCGGCCCCUCCCUCCUAGAUCUGGCCGGAGGGGGGCGGGGGGAGGGCAGUAGCCGACGGAGCUCCCCUCCCUCUCUCAUCAGAUAUGGCGGCGGCGGCGGCUCUCGGCCCCUCUCUCCGAGAUCUGGCCACAGGGGAGCGGGGGGAGGGCGAUGGCCGGUGGUGCGGACGACGGUGGGGCGUGAUCGUGUGGCGGCGAUGGCAUGGCGCGACCGUGAGGCAGCGGCGGCGGACGACGGCUCCCGGCCCCUCCCUCCCUCCCGGCGGCGGCGGGCCACGUCGUGAGGUAGUGGCGGCAGAUGAUGGCUCCCGGCCCCUCCCUCCCUCCCGGCGAUGUGGGAGUUUUUGCCGAUGAAGAUGGAUGAGCUAUAUGUAUAAAGUGAUUUUAGGAAUGAUUUUACAUGUGAUUUUGUUUGCUUUCUUUGCUUGAAUUGAUUCUUGUGAAACUGAAA
Oryza sativa Japonica Group (Japanese rice) is the source of this 3698-nucleotide messenger RNA. RefSeq names its product F-box/LRR-repeat protein 13. Lineage: Eukaryota; Viridiplantae; Streptophyta; Magnoliopsida; Poales; Poaceae. Gene Ontology annotation, molecular function: protein binding. The record is from RefSeq and is a predicted model, not a curated record.